AUGUACAUCCUUGGAGUCGCAGGGAGGUUGCUGCGCAUCCUUCUACCUUUGGCCGUUUCUUUGACGCUUUAUUUGUAUUUAUACCCUGCCUUCCACGGCUGCGUGUUCCCAGUCCAGGAUGCUUCCACGACCACGGCCUUCGCCGAGACUCUCCAACAACAUCGGCCGCUUAGACACGCCCUAGAUGCGAGUGUUCUGCCUUCGGUUCCUUUCCGAUUACUUGUACUCGCUGAUCCUCAGUUAGAGGGAGACAGCUCGCUGCCGAAACCUGAAGAUGCGUUCCUACGAAAGUUAGAACGCCGCUGGGCCACGAUACGCGCAACCGAAAGCCACGACCUUAACUCUCAAAUCCUUGAGCAUGUACGAGGUAUACUGCUCGAGGAUUUUCCGACGACUUUGCAGGCUAUUCGAAAACAACUGGAUCUCCUCGGCAACGAUUACUAUCUGGGCCACAUCUAUCGAAGCCUACAUUGGUGGACCAAGCCUAGUCACGUAACGGUGCUCGGAGACCUGAUCGGGAGCCAAUGGGUCACUGACGAGGAGUUUGAAUGGAGAGGGUGGAGAUAUUGGAAUCGAGUCUUUGCCUCUGGACGAAGAAUAAGCGACAACAUAACGAGCUCAAGUCACGAAAAGGAGGAACAUGUUUUCGAGACAAGAGACGUUAGUUGGACGAGAAACAUCAUCAAUAUUGCGGGAAAUCACGAUGUUGGUUAUGCCGGAGAGAUAUCUCAGGGCAGGAUGGAUCGCUUCGAACGGGUAUUUGGAAAAGCCAACUGGGAUGUCAGAUUCCGCUAUCCUGACGGUGAUAUCCCCAGAGACGUGACCACCACAACGCCUUCCUUACACCUGAUCGUGCUGAACAGCUUGAUCCUUGAUUCGCCAGCGCUCUCAGACGAACUCCAAAGUGAAACAUUCGGCUUUAUCAACAGACUGAUUUCGGAUCGUUUGCGACCAGUCGAAGAUAGUUCCUCGUUCACACUUCUUCUAACACAUCUUCCUCUUCAUAAAAAGGAGGGUGUAUGUGUGGAUGCUCCAUACUUUGACUACUGGGGAAAUGAUGACGGUGGUGGUGUGUAUAAACCACAUGGACUCAGAGAGCAGAAUCAUCUUAGCACCGAAGCAAGCCAGCACGGCACUCUCGAAACCAUUUUCGGAAUGACUGGUAACAUCGAUGCGCCAGCACAGGGCAAGGGAAGGCAUGGGAUAAUAUUGACUGGGCAUGACCAUGAAGGAUGUGAUGUCUGGCACUAUAUCCCUUCCAACACGACUUGGUCUAGCUCGACAGAGAAUGUUGAAGAUAGGAAAGCGGCAUGGGAUGCAGUACGUUGGGAUCAGGUCAACAAAAACAGUUCAUACACUGGAGUGCGGGAGAUCACGCUGCGAAGUAUGAUGGGGGAUUACGGUGGCAACGCAGGUCUCCUCAGUGCCUGGUAUGAUUUCUCGACCGAAGAAUGGAAGUACGAUAUCUCCAGGUGUGGCUUGAAUGUCAAAGUCUGGUGGGCUGUGCAUGUCGUUGAUUUGCUUGCGAUUGCUUUCUCUCUGCUGUGGAUGGUCGACCUUAUUACUCGCGCCUUGUUCCCUGCAGGUCGCAAACAUGUCCAACAUCCUUCACUUGUGCAGAAGACGCAGGCAGAUCAUGUGGCUUCGUCAAUAGCAACGACCUCAACUCCAACGAGCAAGUUCAACAGGGAGACACUAAAGGCAGACAUGAAGCCAAAAUGA
This is a messenger RNA of Exophiala spinifera, 1722 nucleotides long. RefSeq lists its product as uncharacterized. Gene Ontology annotation, biological process: GPI anchor biosynthetic process. Gene Ontology annotation, cellular component: endoplasmic reticulum. Bases 1 to 1722 code for a protein of 573 amino acids. The transcript has a single exon. NCBI's taxonomy places the organism in Eukaryota, Fungi, Ascomycota, Eurotiomycetes, Chaetothyriales, Herpotrichiellaceae. The record is from RefSeq and is a predicted model, not a curated record.